GGCACCACGGGAUCGUGGCGGGCUGGCGCUGCGCAUUGUGGGAGUGCGAGGCCCACUCACCCGUUGGAGCAGCGGUUGGAGCCUGACAAAAAUUCUUGGAGAAAUUACAUCUCUAUAGUUUAUGAAAUCGGCCAACUUUUUGACCAAAUUAGACAGUGAAACAACCUGUUAGACCUGCCCACGAAAGAACCUAGUCUGCUUUUACCGUAAUUGGAACAUACACUUGUGCCAAAAUGGCAAGUUUUGGCAGAGGCAAUCAAAUGCGUGCUAAGAGGAAGAGUCGUUUUCAUGAUGCAGAAGGUGGAGGUCAUGCUGCAGGUCCGUCUUUGAACAUCCAAGCAGCUCUUGGGACAUUGUGCCAGAAUCCACACUUGGCUGGCUUAAUAAAUUCUGGACAGGGUCAGAACUAUGGCCCGCAGGGUGUGGGACCAGGUCAGAACUUUGGUCCACAAAGUGCUGGUCAGGGUCAGAAUUUUGGCCUGCAAGGUGUAGGACAAAGAGUUAAAGGUUUGAUUUCUUCAGCUGGUGGGCCCUCACGAUACACCGAUACUGCUAGCAAUAGUUUGCCUUCUUUGUUUGGAGUUAGAAAUCAGAAUCAACAAUCUCACGCUCAUCAGAAGCAAAUUGAUGCAGACAGGGCAAGUAACAUUUUAGCUGCAUUUGGUCUUUCAUCCAGGGAUUUGGAUGAAUUGAGCCACUAUCCUGAAGACAAACUUACACCUGAAUCCUUGCCAGAAAUUCUUAUGGAGAUUAAAAGAAGAAGGGCUAAUGAAGGAGCAUCUUCAAAAUACAACAGAGGUGAUGGUUCCCUACGACAUGACCGUUCCUAUAGAGUCUCUCAUGAUGACUGGGAGGAAGAAAGACAUUUUAGGAAACAUAAUUAUGGCAGUCGUGACUCCAGUCUUGACUCAGUGGUUGAAUAUGGCCACGGUCAUUCUUCUCGAGAGUCAAGUUCUAGAUAUGACCGGAAGGACUAUGAACGUGAACGAUUAAGAGGAAAUGAUGACUUUUCCAGAGAGGAAAUGCAUCUCUCUGAGUCUUCGCAUAAUUUUAAUAAAUUUGAUUCUGAUUAUGGAAGAUCUGCUCGUCUUCCUUCUCCUCGUACGCAUGAAAGGUCUCUCUUUGAGAGAAAACGAGGAUCUCCUUCGUUGAACAACAUAAAUGAUUACCAUGGUUUUUUGCCAGCAGUCUUCCCAUACUUGUGUUCGCUGUGUGAUCUAACCAUUCAUUCUGUACAGGAUUGGAACCAGCACAACAAUAGUUCAACUCACAGACGCCUUUGUGACCUCCUUGUGGAAAUAUACCCAGAAUGGAACCCAGAUGUCUUCCCAUCUCAAAUGGGCGAUCCACUUGUUCUACAGUCAACAAAUCUGGCCCCUGGUAUUCUGGGGCCCCCGCCAUCUGGCUCUUUUCUCACAUCAAACCGAGGACUCGGAGGAAUGGAAUCGCAUGGCGCAUCAAAUAGGAAAGGUCCCAUGGAUAACAAGCAAGGGAACAAUAUUCAGAGGAUAAAGAAGCCACUCAGAAUGAAUGUAAAUGAAGAUCCUGGGCGAGUGGUUCACAUUAGUGAGUUGCAGCGAGGUAGAUGUAUGAAUCGUGACUUAAUCAAACUGGCUGAACCAUUUGGAAAAGUUACUAACUUUUUGCUUAUAAAGUCAAAGGGUGAGGGAUUUGUGGAGUUGGCCUACCCUGAAGCAGCUCAAGCCAUGGUGAAGUUUUACCAGAUGAAACCUACUUUUGUGGAUGGCAAUUUUAUUAGAGCAGAACUGUCUCAAAAAUAUAAAAAGUUGACCAUAAAGGGCAAAGAAAGUGAAGACCGCUGCCGAGUGGUCCACAUCAGUAACCUGCCCUCUGUUGGUUACUCUGAUUCAGAUAUUGUGCGCCUUGGUACACCCUUUGGCAAAGUGACUAACUACCUACUGAUGAGAGUUAAAAAUCAGGUUUUCCUAGAAAUGGAAACACAUCAUAUAGCGAUGACCAUGAUUGAGAAGUUCAAGAAAAUCCCUCUGAUGUUCCAUGGCAGAGAACUGAAAGUGUACUUGUCUCAAAAAUAUAAGAAUCUAGUGCUGAGAAAACAAGGUAGGGGUGUAGACGAACUGCUCGGAAUCAAAGAGCGAGAAAACAGGAAAAGGGGUCGUUCUCACAGUCCUCCUUCCAAAAGAGCACGGUCCCCCACCAAUAAGAGAAAAGCUCAGGAAACAUUGGACACUUCAAAGGAAUCCGAUCAAGACAGUGCACAGAUGGGUUCGCCUUCGGGUGAAGAGGAAACGGAUCAAAAAGAGAUGGACGGAGUGAAUGUGGAAAAUAUAAAAUCAACAAGUGGUCCUUCCACGGGCACUGAGAACUGUGAGGAGCUGGAUGGGUCAGUGGAUUUACCGACUUACCACGAGUCAAUGAACAUCGAGUCUGAUCUUAGUGGUAAAGAGGGUGAUAAGGAGGUGGAAUCGGAAAGAGAAAUAGAAAUUGGGCACUUCAAUGAUGGUGAAGUUAAUGAUGCAGAACCAAGCUCUCAGAAUACAAAACCAUUAAAUGAAAAGAAAUCAGGAGGCAUACAUUGUCCAGAAUAUACGGAGGAAUUAUUGACUCAAGAUGAGAUAGAUGAUGAAAAUUCUGUUCUUUCUAAGAAAAUAAGAUCUAUGCAAGGAGACAAAGUUGAUGCUAAUUUGGUCAAAGAAGACCAAGAUGUCAAAACUCAAAGUUGCGAUACAAGAUGCACCCUGGAUGAAAAAGCUGAACCUGAUAUUCAAAGUGGCGAUGGAUUAAUGAAAAGCAGUCCCAAAUGUGUUGAACUGACAACUGAACAGAUCCAGGUGCUACCUCCUCUACCUGAUGAAUACAAGCUUGGGCCAUAUAAACCCAACAAUCCUGUAGGAUUAGAUUAUGUUGUUCCAAAAACAGGCUUCUACUGCAAACUCUGUUGUCUCUUCUACACAAGAGAGGAGACAGCGAAGCAGACUCAUUGUGGCACCAUUGAACAUUACCAGAGACUUAAGGAAGUGCUGGAUAAACAAGCUGUGGGGUACUGGAAAGAGAAGCAGCAGCAAGUCAUUCCGAGUGACUGAACAAGCGCCUACAACCACAGCCCAGUGAGAAGCAUCUUUUCAGUAUUACUGAAGAUAUUAACCCUGGGGACAUGACCUUUUAAUAAUUUGGAACUGGAACAUUUUACAAGAGUCUUGUGUUCCAAUGUUCAAAAACUUAGGGCUGCAAAACAUUUUGAAACAUUAACAAUAUGUCAUAACUUUUCAUAUUCAUUGUUGUUGUUGGUGUUGAAGCCAUUAAUUGUAUCCCCACUUGUAGCGGGCUAUCUAAUCUGACAUUCAGUUACCAGUGGCUCAUCCUGAUCUUUCAUUAAAACCCCAAACAUUUACUCUGUUCUGUUUCUCAUCGUACCUAUAUUUUCAAACUUCAGUAGUGGAAAUAUGGUUCAAAAUCUUUUUAAAGUGUGGACAUUGCAUUGUCACAAAAAUAGCCCAUUGCAUCAAAAGCUUGUAGCAUGCAAUAUUGAUUCUGUUUAAACAUCUGAAAUUUGUUGGUGAAAGAUGAACUUUUAACACUCAUCGCUGGCCAUGUUUUUUCAGAUUAAUUGAUAACAUUGUAACUGAUAGUGAUGGAGUGAAUAUUCUUCUGAAAGUAAUCCAUUUUAAGAAAUGAAAUGGUAAUAAAUGUAAGGUUAAAAGAAAAUUGAUCACAUCCAUCAGUGUUCCUUGCUAGUUAAAAUUACAGUUGUAGUUCUGUUAUGUUUACAACCAUAAAUGGGGAUUUUGUAAUCUGGGUUUGUAAUACAUUGGACCAACACUAAUAUCCAUCCAUCUCAAACCAAACUAAGUACACUUUUUUUAGGAUUCCUUGAGUGUGUGGAAAAAUGUACCACAUGGUCUACUCUCUUAAAAUACUCCUUUAUUUAUACAUUUAUUCAGUCUUAUAUAAAUAGGAAAUAUUGUCACCUGUAAACAAAGUGUCAGUGUGUAAAUGUACAAAGUGCAUUUGAAUUUGAUCUCGCCAUCUUCCCAACAUAAAUUACCAUAAAGUGUUGUGUAAAUCUAUUUCUCUCCCCAAAAGAUUAGUUAUUCCAUGAAAGCAAUCAACUAGUUUAGUUUUGUAAGCAUUUUGAAAAACCAUAUUCCAUUCUUGUUGUGAUAUUACAAAUUAAACAAAGAAAUUGCAGAUAUCACUUGUAUGAUUUUGUUUGUACCAGAAAAUGUACAACUCUUACUGACUGACCACUGUCACAUGCAGUGUCAUUAGGACCAAGUGUUUAGUUAAUGUUAUGGUUAGAUGUUAUGGAAAUAACUAUGGUUGUUAAGAUUUUAAUUGCAGAAAUAGUUUCUUUUUAAUAUUACUGUUGUUGUAUUAAUUUUAAAUUGUAACUUGAGGCACUGUAGUCCCUGUCAACUUGUCAAGUCCUAAAUUGACAAAAGGAAGGUUUAACAAAUCUGAAUGACCAACCAACUGAUUCUCAAUGCAAGAAUAAAAAAAUGUAUCUUGAAAGUU
Messenger RNA from Leucoraja erinaceus (little skate), 4494 nucleotides. RefSeq names its product matrin-3-like. Gene Ontology annotation, molecular function: mRNA binding; zinc ion binding. Lineage: Eukaryota; Metazoa; Chordata; Chondrichthyes; Rajiformes; Rajidae. The record is from RefSeq and is a predicted model, not a curated record. The transcript is spliced from 15 exons. Gene Ontology annotation, cellular component: nucleus. Bases 234 to 3062 code for a protein of 942 amino acids. Gene Ontology annotation, biological process: regulation of RNA splicing.